Molecule: messenger RNA, 684 nt
Organism: Fragaria vesca subsp. vesca
Lineage: Eukaryota; Viridiplantae; Streptophyta; Magnoliopsida; Rosales; Rosaceae
Exons: 2
Coding region: 1-684 (227 amino acids)
Source: RefSeq, a predicted model, not a curated record
AUGGCUCGUUUUCUCUUGUCUUUCAUCCUUGCCUCUGUCUUAGCCCUAGCUACUCUUCAUGGAACCCAUGCAGUCGAGUUCGUCGUCUUUAACCGGGCUCUCAACACCCCCGGCGGAGUCCGCUUUAGAAACCAGCUCGGGAGGAACUACACCCAGCAAAGGAUGAGAGCCGCCACAGAUUUCAUCUGGAACCUCUUUAAGGAAACCGCAGCCGCCGACAGAAAGAGCGUGGCUCGAGUAAGCUUGUUCGUCGAUGACAUGGAUGGCAUCGCCUAUACUAUCAACGAUGAGAUUCACGUCGGGGCUAAAUACAUACAGGGCAUAAAAGGCGAUAUCAAAACGGACUUCAAUGGAGUGUUGUUCCACGAGAUGACACACGUAUGGCAGUGGAACGGUAAGGGUCAAGCUCCGGGUGGCUUAAUAGAAGGGAUUGCAGAUUUUGUGAGGUUGAAGGCCAACUAUGUUCCUAAUGGGUCGGUGAAACCCGGCCAGGGUCAGCGUUGGGAUGAAGGGUAUUCGAUUACUGCACGAUUCCUAGACUAUUGCAAUGGCCUCAAGAAAGGGUUUGUGGCAGAACUUAACAAGAAGAUGAGAAACGGUUACAGUGACAGUUUCUUUAACCAGCUGCUCGGGAAGACAGUUGAUCAGCUCUGGAAGGACUACAAAGCCAAAUUUGGGAACUAA